Staurois parvus is the source of this 332-nucleotide messenger RNA. The record is from the annotation of a GenBank genome assembly. NCBI's taxonomy places the organism in Eukaryota, Metazoa, Chordata, Amphibia, Anura, Ranidae.
UCAUGUGAAUGGACUCCAGUGCCCCGUGACACGCAGAGAAGAAGUCCCUGCACUUCUUCUGAAAACGCAGCCUGCACAGGAACCUCGGCUCCCAGUAUGGUUGCGUUUUCCAGUGCGAGCAGCGUGCCAUUAGAACUAAAGGCACCCACCCACGGGUCCUCAUUCCUCUGUGCGGGUGGUGCGGAUGCACGGAUUUUAGUGUGGAUCCGCAGCUGUACCACCCCCACAGAUGUGAACCUAGCCUAAAGACACUUUCACACAGUCACAGAGAACCAAAAGCAUCAUUAUAACCCUCCAGCUGCUGGCAUCCUAACAACCAAUAACAUCAUUGG